Molecule: messenger RNA, 1823 nt
Organism: Laetiporus sulphureus 93-53
Lineage: Eukaryota; Fungi; Basidiomycota; Agaricomycetes; Polyporales; Laetiporaceae
Product: general substrate transporter
Exons: 12
Coding region: 51-1682 (543 amino acids)
Biological process (GO): transmembrane transport
Cellular component (GO): membrane
Molecular function (GO): myo-inositol:proton symporter activity
Source: RefSeq, a predicted model, not a curated record
UCACUAGAGCCGCUGUUUCUCUCAUGCUGUUCAGGUCCUCGCAGCCGAUGAUGACGAUUCGCACGUCCGACGAUUCAAGCAGCCUCAAGGAGAAGGGGGACAUCCGUGGCUACGAUGAGAAAAUAGAAGACGUCUCCCAGACGGUCCGAGUUGCUGGUCAGAUCUCUGAGCUUGCAGUCGUGGCAGAAGAUGAAGAGCGGACGACGUGGUUUGUGUGGCUCCUUGUCUGCUGCAGUAGCAUCUCGGGUCUGCUCUUCGGCUAUGACACCGGGGUUAUAUCUGGUGCACUCGUCACGAUCGGCUCAGAUCUCGGGCCCGCCGAGCUCUCUUCAUUUCAAAAGGAACUCAUCACCUCCGCGACGACGCUCGGUGCCCUCAUCGGCGGCCUCAUCGCGGGCAUGCUCUCCGACUUUCUCGGCCGCAGACCCGUCCUCGCCGCCGCCGACAUCAUCUUCAUCGCCGGCGCGAUCGGCCAGGCCGUAUCCCACGCCGUGUGGCCCAUGAUCGGCGGCCGGUUCGUGAUUGGCUUCGCCGUCGGCGUCGCAUCGUGCAUCGCGCCGGUAUACAUACAAGAACUAUCGCCGACUCGCCUUCGAGGCCGCAUGGUCGCGCUGAACUCCGCCUUCAUCACUGGCGGCCAAGUCGUGGCGUAUGGAAUUGAUGCAGCCUUCCAGAAUGUCCAUGGUGGUUGGCGGUACAUGGUCGCUAUCGGUGCGAUACCCGCCGGGCUGCAGUUCAUCUCUCUGCUCUUUCUCCCCGAGUCGCCACGAAUACUCAUUCGCAGAGGUAACGUCGAAGCCGCGCACUGCGUGAUGUCGAAGAUCUAUGGCCUUGCGACUCCGGAGCAGGUGGAUCUCAAGGUCAAAGUGCUGGAGGUCGCAGUCAAGCAGUGCGUCGAGAUCACAAACUCGACGACUCUCUGGCAGCGAUUCAAGUCCAUCCUUUUCGUCGGUGUCAACCGCCGCGCACUCAUCAUUGGCUGUGGCCUGCAGGCGUUCCAGCAACUGGGCGGCUUCAACACUCUCAUGUACUACGGCGCCACGCUCUUCGAGGAAAUCGGCUUCAAUGACCCCAUCGCCGCCGGCUUAGUCAUCUCAGGCACCAACUUUAUCUUCACGCUCUUCGCGAUCAAGUACAUCGACAUCAUUGGCCGACGAAAAAUCAUGAUCUUCUCCAUGCCCGGCAUGGUCAUCGGGCUCGUCGUCGUGAGCAUCUCAUUUUACUAUAUGACAAAGACGACGGGCGGGUUCCUCGUCUCAGGGACGAAGUACUCGCACACAUGGUCGUCGCUCAUCCUGGCGUCCAUGAUCUUCUACGUGGCAUCGUACGCAAUAGGCAUGGGCAACGUCCCCUGGCAACAAGGCGAGCUCUUCGCCCUCGACGUCCGCGGCAUCGGCACCUCCCUCUCCACGGCCAUGAACUGGGGCACGAAUCUCCUCAUCAGCUCGACCUACCUCUCGCUCAUGGCCGCCAUCACUCCCGCAGGCGCCUUCGGCUUCUACGCGGGCCUCUGCCUGCUCGGAUGGAUCUUCUGCUUAACCUGCUACCCCGAGACGGCGGGGAUUAGUCUCGAGGAGGUGCAGAUCAUCUUCCAGAAUGGAUUCGGUGUCCGUGAUAGCGUGCGGCUCCGUGCGGAGAAGCGCGCAAUCGUGCGGGCGGAGAAAGAGAGGCAGAAGGCUUGAUGCGCGAGCGGUCGCUGGUAUGCCAGUAAACAUGUGCCGUGUCGUGUCCCCUUGAUUAUGACGAACAUGUAAACGACCAUGAUAUGUUCCUGUGAUGUCUGCGACGCACUGUUGUAUUUUGUAGGUUUUUCACUUUCACAG